AUGGCUAUGCUGUUGCCAGGAUACGGCUCUCGGGGGUUGGGAUAUGUUGAUGUGACAGGCGAGGUGAGGUGAUAGGGAGAGAGAGGUGACAGAAGAGUGUCAGUGUUACAUAUCAGGGUGGGGUGGGCUCCAAUUUAGACUAUAAGAGAAGAAUGUAGCCACCAGGGUUGGGGAUCAAGUCCAUUUCAAAUGAGUCAGUUCAGGAAGUGAAUCGCCAAAGUUUCUGCAGCAAGAUGCCUUCGUCAGCAAAACGCUGGUGAUCUUUUCAUAAAUUAUUUCCACUGCCUGCCUGUGUGUGUGUGUGUGUGUGUGUGUGUGUGUGUGUUGUGUCAGUGAUUUGCAUUGCUCAUCAUCCCUUACAGUCGGAGAAUUUGCAUGGUGAUACUUCAUCGCCACCUGCAGGCAUAGUUCAGUCGGUGUGUGUGUGUGUGUUUGGGGCGCUGGAAAAACCCUGCAUCAGUCUUGGGGGCGAUGGAAAAACCCUGCAUCAGCCUUGGGGCACUGGAAAAACCCUGCAUCUGACUAUGAUUGGGAACAUAAACACACACACGAGAUUGCACAGGCACACACACACACACAAUAAGAUGUGUAAUGAUCAGAGACACCAUCUCUCCCAUACACACAGAAGCCGAGAGGAGAGUGGUAAGUUAAACUAUCUAAUUACAAUUUCUUAGGUGAGUAGAUGUUUGUGUCUGAAAUGUAACCUUAUUCCCACUGCUUUUCAACACAUGGCACUUUAAUCCUAAUAUAUAGUGCACCACUUUUCAAGAUAGGGCUCUGGUCAAAAGUAAUGUACUAUAUGGGUUGUAUAGGGCCUUGGUCAGUUGUAGUGCACUAUAUAGGGAGUAGGGUGUCAUUUUGGAUUUGUUGUAUUUCUUUACUGGACAUAAUAGUUAGAUUGACAGCUGAGUCACUGUUAGCAUCACAGAGAGAAUACAUUACACUGUGUUGAAUCCUUCAAAGUUACUACCAGAAAGUAAGAAUUGUUUCCACAUAAUUGAUAUACAGUGGCUUGUAUAUUCACCCCCCUUGGCAUUUUUCCUAUUUUGUUGCCAUUCAACCUGGAAUUAAAAUUGAGAUUUCUGCCCAUUCGUCAAGACAAAACUGCUCCAGCUCCUUCAAGUUGGAUGGGUUCCGCUGGUGUACAGCAAUCUUUAAGUUAUACCACAGAUUCUCAAUUGGAUUGAGGUCUGGGCUUUGACUAGGCCAUUCCAAGACAUUUAAAUGUUUCCCCUUAAACCACUCGAGUGUUGCUUUAGCAGUAUGCUUAGGGUCAUUGUCCUGCUGGAAGGUGAACCUCCGUCCCAGUCUCAAAUCUCUGGAAGACUGAAACAGGUUUCUCUCAAGAAUUUCCCUGUAUUUAGCGCCAUCCAUCAUUCCUUCAAUUCUGACCAGUUUCCCAGUCCCUGCCGAUGAAAAACAUCCCCACAGCAUGAUGCUGCCACCACCAUGCUUCACUGUGGGGAUGGGGUUCUCGGGGUGAUGAGAGGUGUUGGGUUUGCGCCAGACGUAGCGUUUUCCUUGAUGGCCAAAAAGCUCAAUUUUAGUCUCAUCUGACCAGAGUACCUUCUUCCAUAUGUUUGGGGAGUCUCCCACAUGGCUUUUGGCGAACACCAAACAUGUUUGCUUAUUUUUCUCUUUAAGCAAUGGCUUUUUUCUGGCCACUCUUCCGUAAAGCCAAGCUAUGUGGAGUGUACGGCUUAAAGUGGUCCUAUGGACAGAUACUCCAAUCUCCGCUGUGGAGCUUUGCAGCGCCUUCAGGGUUAUCUUUGGUCUCUUUGUUGUCUCUCUGAUUAAUGCCCUCCUUGCUUGGUCUGUGAGUUUUGGUGGGCGACCCUCUCUUGGCAGGUUUGUUGUGGUGCCAUAUUCAUUCUAUUUUUUAAUAAUGGAUUUAAUGGUGCUCCAUGUGAUGUUCAAAGAUUCAGAUAUUUUUUUAUGACCCAACCCUGAUCUGUACUUCUCCACAACUUUGUCCCUGACCUGUUUGGAGAGCUCCUUGGUCUUCAUGGUGCCGCUUGCUUGGUGGUGCCCCUUGCUUAGUGGUGUUGCAGACUCUGGGGCCUUUCAGAACAGGUGUAUAUAUACUGAGAUCAUGUGACAGAUCAUGUGACACUUAGAUUGCACACAGGUGGACUUUAUUUAACUAAUUAUGUGACUUCUGAAGGUAAUUGGUUGCACCAGAUCUUAUUUAGGGGCUUCAUAGCAAAGGCGGUGAAUACAUAUGCACGCACCACUUUUGUUAUUUAUUUUUUUGAAUUUUUUGAAACAAGUUAUUUUUGUGUAUGUCCAUUACAUGAAAACCAAAUAAAAAUCCAUUUAAAUUACAGGUUGUAAUGCAAAUAAAUAGGAAAAAUGCCAAGGGGGAUGAAUACUUUUGCAAGGCACUUUAUAUAUUAUCUAGUAUACUAGCCAGUAACAGCUAAAUUAGACCAGUAAAAUAAAGCAUUAUGGAAGUACUGUCGCAACAACUGUAAAGGUCUGUUGCUAAAGUUUGAUAGUAGCAGAAGGAGUCCGAAAUAGAUGUGUAUUAGCAUGAUGAAAGUGUUUCCAUGAGAUAUAACCACCUAGUUAUGAGAGUAAAAGGAUUUUAGGUGAGUAUUUUUGCACUACACAGAACUAUAGAAUAGAUCGUGUUGAAUUUCCUCAUACAUAAGAUGAUCAUGUGUUCCAUGACUAAGCACAAUGACAUGAAUAAAAUGAUAGAUUCAUACAGUGCUUUUAUUACCCCUACCCUUGUCUGUUGUGGUCUGCAAAUCUACAACCUUCAGGCCACUUUGCCAUGUAAUGCUUACAAAACGAAGAACACUAAAACUGUAUAUACUGUAGGCUCUGGUCUGUCCUACGAGUGAGGGUAGGCAUGUCCUCAAUUAUUAUUUUGGGUAUUGGGGAGUGUAAUUUUUUAUUAUUUUUUUCAAGCGUUCAGGGAGGGUCGUGUAUAAAUAUAUUUUACUGAAGGAAGGGCUAUCCAUUUUCAUUUAAAAAGGUCAAUUUUCUCCAGGUUUCCCUCAUUAUAAAUAACGUACAGUCCCUAAAGAUGAUAAUCUCUUUGCAUCUGCCAAUUUAUUGGCUGUCCAGUAUCCAGACGACCUGCCCCUAGAGCUUCCUAUACAGUUGUUACGAACCCUGUGGCUUUAAAAGUCUAGGGUGGAUGGAAAAGAGGCCCGUAACAUAACUCAUGCAAAUUAGGCUAUUGCCAAGGAACAGUGAGAACAAAAUACGCCAACAACCAAAUGUUACCGUCAAACACAAAAUGUUUAUUAUAAAACACACGGUAAAUGGUUUGGGGAAAAGGGGCUGAGUUGGACCCAAGGAAUGAAACAUUAAAGUCAAAAACCCCUAAACUGAUCUUGCCUGCCUCAAGAACUACUAAGCUUACUGCUAACCAUACAAAAAUACAGUGGGUGGUCCACUCAGGUCUAACUAGUGUGUUUAGACAAGGUUUUCCUACGGGUAGUGUAUGCCCAAGGGCGACUUGCUAAAUCCCCCUUUUCCCAGGAACAAACAAACAAUAUAGGUACCAUACAGACUAAACAGUUAACGAUUGAGUACACAAAAACAAGACACCACCGUAUACAUACUCACAAACAAAAAGAGUCUGUCAGCAAACACAACUGACUAGCUUUUAACACAAGGGGAUGUGUGAUAUGAUUGGGUAAGAAAACAGAAACAGGUGGUGCAAUCAGGAGAAAUGUCCACUGAUUGGUCCACCUCAGCAAUCAGCAGAUUAACUGAUGACUGACAGGUGGGACACACCAACGACCUCCAAUCAGGAACACAAAGGACACCUGUGAAUAGGGCAGGAGGAGAGGAAAAACACAAAAACACAUACAGGAUACCUGUAUCCGUAACAACAGUUAAUCUCAUUCCGUAACAUGUUGAGGCCGGCAAUUAAGGAGAAUAUUUGAAGCACAACUCCCUUCUGCCCAGUUUCCCUGAUGUUGCUAUGGCAAUCAAGCUGGUUUUACCAUCCUGUAACUGUUGCUUCUGCGGAGAGAUCGUUUUCUAAACUAAAACUCAUAAAGAACUACCUAAUAAGCAUUAGGCUCUCGGUCUGACAUGCGCUUUUGAACACCUGAGUAAGCUCCACUCAUUGCACUGGCACCAUCGUAGCCUUGACCGCGGCAUUUGUUCACUGAUAUCCCCUCAUACUUUCAAUCAGUACAUUUUUUCUUUUUCACUUUUACGGUCACAUUCCUGAAGCCACAUACCAGUGCUGUGUUGGAUUUCUGCUACAGUCAUUGAGCACAUGUUCAAUACAGAUAAGAUAGAAAAGAUACCCAAGAAUGUCAGUCCAAAUAGACAAAUGUGAAGUAUCAAAGGGAAGGUGAGACUGAUCUACGCUGGAAUAAAGAGAGCAUUCUGGCACUGGGAAAACUGGCUUUUGAACAGCUUGAAAAAGGCAAUCUGGUUUUCUAUAAGGAAGACCUGACUAAGUGUGAUAUCGACAUCAGUGAAGCAUCACUAUACUCAGGAUUGUGCACUCAGAUCUUCAGAGAUGAGUGUGGGCUGUACUAGGAAAAGGUGUACUGCUUUGUGCAUCUGACCAUUCAGGACUUCCUUGCCGCUCUGUAUGUGUUUCUCUCAUUUAACAACAGCGAUGUUAAUCUGAUGACAAAAAAUAAACCAACCUCACAAAAAAUUCUGAAGAUGUUCAAUGAAAAUCCUACAACCAACCUCCACAAGAGUGCAGUGCACAAGGCCUUACAGAGUGAGAAUGGACACCUGACCCUGUUCCUCCGCUUCCUUCUGGGCCUCUCUCUGGAGUCCAAUAAGACUCUUCUAUGAGGGCUACUGACACAAACAGGAAACAAGUCACAGAGAAAUGAGGUAACAGUCAAGUACAUCAAGAAAAAGAUCAGGGAGAAUCACUAUCCAGAGAGGUGCGUCAAUCUGUUACACUAACUGAAUGAGCUGAAUGACCAUUCUCUAGUGGAGGUCAGGAAGUCUCUCAGAACUCUCCCCUGCACAGUGUUCAGCUCUGGUCUUUGUGUUACUGACUUCAAAGAAGGAGCUGGAUGUGUUCGAUCUGAAGAAAUACUCCAGAUCAGAGGAGAGUCUUCUGAGGCUGCUGCCAGUAGUGAAUGUCUCAAGAACAGCUCUGUAAGUUCAUCGAUACGUAAAAUAGACAUAUGACAAAGAACAGAAGAAACCAUUCAUUUGUAUUACUAAAGGUAUACAAUUACAUGUUGUUAAUAUAAAUGACAUGUUAAUGAUAAGCUUGGCCUAUUUAUAUUUCUUAUAGGUGUAGCCUCACAGAGAUGCUGUGUAGCGCUUGUCUCAGUUCUCAACUCAAACUCCUCACACCUAAGAGAACUGGACCUUGAGUGACAACGACCUGCGGGAUUCAGGAGUGAAGCUGCUCUCUGCUGGACUGGGGAGUCCACACUGUAAACUGAAGACCCUGAGGUUGCUAUUCCACACUGUAAACUGGAGACCCUGAGGUUGCUAUUCCACAUUGUAAACUGAAGACCCUGAGGUUGCUAUUCCACACUGUAAACUGGAGACCCUGAGGUUGCUAUUCCACAUUGUAAACUGGAGACCCUGAGGUUGCUAUUCCACAUUGUAAACUGAAGACCCUGAGGUUGCUAUUCCACACUGUAAACUGGAGACCCUGAGGUUGCUAUUCCACAUUGUAAACUGAAGACCCUGAGGUUGCUAUUCCACACUGUAAACUGGAGACCCUGAGGUUGCUAUUCCACAUUGUAAACUGGAGACCCUGAGGUUGCUAUUCCACAUUGUAAAGUGAAGACCCUGAGGUUGCUAUUCCACACUGUAAACUGAAGACCCUGAGGUUGCUAUUCCACACUGUAAACUGAAGACCCUGAGGUUGCUAUUCCACACUGUAAACUGGAGACCCUGAGGUUGCUAUUCCACACUGUAAACUGGAGACCCUGAGGUUGCUAUUCCACACUGUAAACUGAAGACCCUGAGGUUGCUAUUCCACAUUGUAAACUGGAGACCCUGAGGUUGCUAUUCCACACUGUAAACUGGAGACCCUGAGGUUGCUAUUCCACAUUGUAAACUGAAGACCCUGAGGUUGCUAUUCCACAUUGUAAACUGGAGACCCUGAGGUUGCUAUUCCACACUGUAAACUGGAGACCCUGAGGUUGCUAUUCCACAUUGUAAACUGGAGACCCUGAGGUUGCUAUUCCACAUUGUAAACUGGAGACCCUGAGGUUGCUAUUCCACACUGUAAACUGGAGACCCUGAGGUUGCUAUUCCACACUGUAAACUGGAGACCCUGAGGUUGCUGUUUCUGUACCUUUUCAUCAAGUGAUGAUUGUUGUGAUGUUCACUAAAUCUAGAUAUCAAUAAUAGGCAUAAAGAUGCAUGCAUUCAAAACUUUUCUAAAUGCCUGUGCAGCAGCACAGGUACAUUAAUAAUGUGACAAACUCUCGCAGGAGGACGCCAAGUUAAUCAGUAUUCAUCUAACAAUAACCCAUGUAAUGAAUAUGUGUUCUUAAUAUGCUCCUGACGGACAGUGCAGUUACAUUCACUUUCGAAGCAAAUGUUUUCACCUGUGCUGCAGUAGGCCUUCAGGUUAUUUUUUGAAAGCACCCAAUUGUACAGUUUGUUUUGUUUCAAAGUUUACAAACUGCAGAAUGAGAGAAAAUAUUUUUUAAACAAUGUUUCCCAUCCAGCCAUUUUUAUGUGAGUAAAAUGUCGGAUAAAAACAUGUCGGAUAAAAAAAAACAAUCCUGAUGAAAACAGUUACAUUUUCGGUUAACUUUCCAAAAAUGUAUGUCUGUGAAAUAGAUCAUGCUACAAAUGCAGUGGAAACGCUUUGAUGCACAUUUUUUGGGGAUAGAAUAACCACAAUGUCGCAGUAAACUUGCAGUCAUGCGAUGCUUUGUUGUGUGGUCCUCCAAGUACGACUUGGAAAAGCAUCCACACUGCAUAGUUUAUUCGGCUACAGAUUAAAUAGUGAACUUCAUAGGGUGGUGAAAGUGCACAGUGAUGAUGAGCUUGAUGCUCAUUUCCAAUAAAUAUCGAGGUUCCUCAUUUAUGCUGGUGACAUGAUGAUCAGUGCUUGGCAUUCAAUUGACAAAUGAAAACGCUCUUGCUCUUAUCCAUAUCAUAAAGCUUAGGCCUCUACCCUCUGUGCUAUAUCUGCGAGCUGUUGGCUAGAGUGCACAUGCCAAGACCAGAGUGUGCACAUUUGCUGUUUAUCGCAGACUUUUUGUGCCAAAAUCAUCAAGUAGGGUGUCAAAAAUGGUAUUCAGUAAAUUAAAAGUUAUUAGACAAAGUGCUUUAUAUUUGCAAGAAGCCAGUUUGAUGGAAACAGACCGCUGCUGGUAAAAUCUGCAUAUUUUAUGUGUGAGAAUAUUAGAAUAUUUACUUGAAAAUCUUUCAACAAAAUGAUGGAAACCUAGGUAUCGACAUGAAUUGCCAUUCCUCCUGACAGAGCUGGUGUAACUGAGUCAGGUUUGUAGGCCUCCUUGCUCGCACACGCUUUUUCAGUUCUGCCCACACAUUUUCUAUACUUAAAGCUUGGCCACUCCAAUACCUUGACUUUGUUGUCAUUGUCCAUUUGGAAGACCCAUUUGCGACCAAGCUUUAACUUCCUGACUGAUAUCUUUAGAUGUUGCUUCAAUAUAUCCACAUAGUUUUCCUUCCUCAUGAUGCCAUCUAUUUUGUGAAGUGCACCAGUCCCUCCUGCAGCAAAGCACCCCCACAGCAUGAUGCUGCCACCCCCGUGCGUCACGAUUGGGAUGGUGUUCUUCGGCUUGCAAGCCGACCCCCCUUUUCCUCCAAACAUAACGAUGGUCAUUAUGGCCAAACAGUUCUAUUUUUGUUUCACCAUAGUCUGGCUUUUUUAUGGCGGUUUUGGAGCAGUGGCUUCUUCCUUGCUGAGCGGCCUUUCAGGUUAUGUCGAUAUAGGACUCGUUUUACUGUGGAUAUAGAUACUUUUGUACCUGUUUCCUCCAGCAUCUUCACAAGGUCCUUUGCUGUUGUUCUGGGAUUGAUUUGCACUUUUCGCACCAAAGUACGUUAAUCUCUAGGAGACAGAACUCAUCACCUUCCUGAGCGGUAUGACAGCCACGUGGUCCCAUGGUGUUUAUACUUGCAUACUAUUGUUUGUACAGAUGAACGUGGUACCUUCAGGCGUUUGGCAAUUACUCCCAAGGAUGAACCAGACUUUUUAUUUAUUUAUUUUUUUCGGGGGGAAUGGAUCAGCUUAAUAUUGCAGAUAGAUUGUAUCUUCUAUCAAUGUAAUUGUCUGCAUCACUUCCAAUCCCCCAUGUUUUUUUAAAUUUUUUAUAUAUAUAUUCCCCUUUAUUACUUUUCAACCCCACCAUCCUUUCCCUACUUGGAGUAAAUUAGUGAACAACAACGCCCAGGCCUCUACUUCCGGUCUAUACUUACUAUCUACACCUUAUGGACAGAGUUAAUUUUACAAUAAUUCUAUAUAUAUAUAUAUAUAUAUAUAUAUAUUUUUUUUGCUCCUGAACUUCUUCUACUCUCAACCUCUCCGAUCAUUUUCAUGAUGUCCAUCCGGUUUGCUUCUAAAUGCCAUAUCUUUCUAACUGUGCUCUUUCCCAAAAGCUCCCAACAUACAACCUAUAUACUUAUUAUGGACACAGUAUGCUUACAUUAUUAGCUAUCUUUGUUAUUAUUUGUUGUUAUUUGUUAUUAGUCCCAUCCUUCAACUCUAUUCAAUACCUCCCAUCUAUCUCUUAACACCAUCCAUAUAGGAUUUCUAUUUGCCAUAUAUAUUUCAACCGUACUGUGAUGUUUUACAAAAGUUCUGAACCUUUCUAUUCUCAUUGCUUCUACAGAUUGUGAUUUGCUAAAAGUAUUAUUAUAUUAUUGAUUGAUUGACUAUGACUUUUCAGAUCACCCAGUAAUGCUAUCUGCAAGGUUAGUUCCAGGUAAAUAUUGCAAUCCUUUAGCCAUUCCUGGACCUGUGUCCAAAAACAAGCUACAAAUGGACAGAACCAAAACAAAUGAUCUAAUGAUUCUGUCUCUUCACAGCAAAAUCUGUGAAUUUUAUAUAAUAAUUUAAAUUGAAAGAUUCUAAUUUUUGAAUCCGGUGUCGUUUUGCGUGUCAGUUCAUAAACACUAUGCCAUGGGAUCGGUACGUCAAAGAUCUCUUCCCAACUAUUUUGCAAUCUAUAUGGGACGGCUGUCAAUCCUUUGGUCCUUAAGUGAAACUGAUAUACUUUUUUAUUUAUCACAGUUUUCCUUAACCAAUUAUGUUCUUUAAUGCAAGACCGACAGACAAGUUCCUUACUUUCUCCCCCUUCAACUUUCCUCUUCCACUUUUGCGGUAAGGCUGCAAUUAUUUGGUUGUAAUUUUGGGUAGAGCAUGAACCAGACUUGUGGAGGUCUACAAUUGUUUUUCUGAGGUCUUGGCUCAUUUCUUUUGAUUUUCCCAUGAUGUCAAGCAAAGAGGCACUGAGUUUGAAGGUAGGCCUUGAAAUACAUCCACAGGUACACCUCCAAUUGACUCAAAUGAUGUCAAUUAGCCUAUCAGAAGCUUCUAAAGCCAUGACAUCAUUUUCUGGAAUUUUCCAAGCUGUUUAAAGGCACAGUCAACUUAGUGUAUGUAAACUUCUGACCCACUGGAAUUGUGAUACAGUGAAUUAUAAGUGAAAUAAUCUGUCUGUAAACAAUUUUUGGAAAAAUGACUUGUGUCAUGCACAAAGUAGAUGUCCUAACCGACUUGCCGAACCUACAGUUUGUUAACAAGAAAUUUGUGGAGUGGUUGAAAAACGGGUUUUAAUGACUCCAACCUAAGUGCAUGUAAACUUCCGACUUCAACUGUAUAUGCCUUGACAAAGGAAAAUAUUCCUUCCUGUGAACUUGGUGCCGCUACAUCACAUGGACCUUUGACUGUAGUUACAGUAUUUAUUACAGAAUGACAAUUCAGUGAAGAUAAGAUUAUUUGACCUUGGAUAUCACUAUGAAGACAGACACACAACCACCAGUCAUCCUAGUAGCCAGUCACAUAACUUUGUGACAUUCAGAAUGUUUUUCAACCUGUAAUUAAACUAAAGAGAAAUAUAACACCAUGGAAUCUUUUUUAAAAAAUGUGUUACACUGAAAUUAUGUUACACCCAAUAGAUUAGUAGCCUACCCUAUCUUACCAUUUAGCCAGAGGGAGACCUUGUUGCACAUUGGUUGGAAUGUAGUUUUUUCUUUGUUCAAUUUAAAUAAAACAUGUACUAUUUAAAUAGCUAUACUACUGUAGACAGAGGACAAAUGUUCCCUCUAUUUUUUUUCGGCACUGAGCAAAUUUAAGGUCUGCUGAGCACAAAAUUCUGUGCAACUUCUGGCACGCGUUUACUGUGAACACUGAGGCUGUACCCGCUUUAAGUUACAGUUAUAACAUUGGCCAUGUAGGGUACUGUGGCUAUUUGAUCAUAAUGUAGGCCUACCAGAGUGGCCUACCAUCAAAAACAAUGGAGAAAAAUGCAUCCUAUAACAUUUUAACAUGGAAAUAGCUGUUCCAUCAGUAAGCCUACAGUAGCAGCCAAUGUGUGGUGUUCAAUGUAGGCCUACAUUCCAUGAGACUUUUGAAAACAACAUUAUUUUAGGAGUUUGUUAUAAGGCUAUCUUGUUUGUGUAGUCUGACAAACAAAACUAAAGGUCAAAGUUAACUUAUUGAGUUUACUUCGAGAACAUGUGUGUGUGUUUGUGCAGGUCCAGGUGGAGCUCCAGUUGGCUUCCAUCCUGGUGUCCCACCUCCCUCUCUCAGCUGAAGGAUGCAGAAGACAAAAUGCUCAAGUGUAAGAGUGUGUGUGUGCAUCCCCUCCUAACUAUCAUACUUGCACAUCUCAUCUUCUCUCUUAUCACGCUCUCCCUCCCUGUUCCCUCUGUCCCUCUCUCUUCUCUCAGCUGUGAAGACCCCAUUCUCCAGGCAGCAUGUCCAGAUAUACAACAGCAACUAUCUCUGGAACUUAGCCUUCACCUCUCACAUUAAGACACAUCCCUCUAUCCCACCCCAGCCUCAGCCCCAGCCUCAGUCUCAUCACUCUCUCCCACCCCAGCCUCAGCCCCAUCCCUCUCUCCCACCCCAGCCUCAGCCCCAUCCCUCUCUCCCACCCCAGCCUCAGCCCCAUACCUCUCUACAACCCCAGCCCCAUCCCUCUUCUCCCCAGCCCUCUCUUCAGCCCCAGCUCCAUCCUCCCCUGGUGCUGCUCCAUGGGUUUAGGGGUGGUGUGGGCCUGGAGGAGAUAGUCCUGCUGGGACAGAACCUGAGAGGAUAUCUGGCUGCUGCUUAUACACUCACACACCCACACAGGUGAGAGAGAGGAGAGUGAGGAGAGGUAGUGUGUGUGUGUGUGUGUGUGUUUACAGGGUAAAGCACUUGAUCCUGAUUUUAAACAGAAGUACUCUUCAGUGUUCGAUGACAACACUGUAUCAGACUACAUCUACCAUCUUAACGCACAGACACCCAGGUAGGUACACACACACAUACACAUACACACACAAACGCGUGUGCACACACACACACUAACACCCAUUCUCUGUCCAUAGUGGUGAAACAGCGUUUAGGAACAUGACAGUACCAUAUGGUUGGGCUAAGAGAUCGAUGUUAGAUCGUAUUGGUCAGAUCCGACCAGACAUUCCCAUAUCCAUCAUCUACGGGUCCCGAUCCAGUAUCGACAGUGACUCGGGAUACACUGUCUGGAAAAUGCACACAUUCCACUCAACAUUCACUGAGCCCCUCUACCCAGGGUUUGGCCUUUGGGUUGGCUCCUCAUUGUCCCUGUGCCAGAUAAAAUAGACCUCUGGGUCCUGGAGGAACACACACACAAUACAGAUAAACACAGAUGCUCACAUUUUAGUCAUGAAUAAAACAUAUGUAAACAGACUGAAGUUGACAGACACUGUAAACUAAAUUUACUUAAUCAAUAGAGAGUUUAUCAUCACACUGUGCUGUGAAACCAGGAAUAUUUUUUUGUUUUUUCUUGGUGUUUGUGAAUAGUAAUAUAUAUAUAUUAUGUUUAUCUGUCAGAUUGUUGACACAAUAAUCCUGCUUCAUUUUAAACUGUUGCAAUAACAGUACUAUGACUUGAAUUUAAACUAGGUCACAUAUUUACUAAAUCAAGAGCAAUAAAAGGUGUUUUUAAAACAGAUACAAAAUUGUUGUUUUAGCCUACUCUUAUUUCUAAGAAGAAAAUGUAAAGUCCAUAGUAAAGUGCGGUAAUGAGAGGUUUAUCUCACUGUUCUACCUUCCACUGACUCUCUCCUUCAUUUCACAACUAAGGCUGACCUACAGUAGCCCAAUAUCGGACUAAAGGAGCCUAACGCUACUCCUUAGUCCAAGGACCUUUGGCUGUUUUGUCUCUGGAAGCCAAAACAGCCAAAUACUCCAUCUAAACGUGAAUCGAUUCUCAAUUGCGGUAUGGUUCUAGAAACAUAAAUCCCUCUACUUUCAUAUCACAUAAAAAUAAUUUCACAAAAGCAAAAUACAUACUUACUGUACACUGUUUUAACUGGUUUUCACACAGUUGCAGCCGACAGUAUCUCUCAGUGACAACAUGUUUGUGGUGUCUGUCUUCAUUUACACACAGGUGUUUGGAGAUGCAGAUAGCUAAUUAGCACAGGUAGUCCACUCGGAAGGUGUUCCAUCUGUUUUCCGUAAACAAGCGCUGUAACAUGGAAAUAUGGCUGUGUGGAAACCUUAACCCUAUAAAAGGUGUGUAUCAAUUUCACCUUUUUUUUGUAAAUUAUUUCACGCUAAUACGACAGAUAGUCUGUAUGCUUCCAAAACUAUACCGCAAGCGAUGCGUGUUAAUGUUCAGGCCGAGCGUUGCGGCUUUUAACAAAAGUCCCCCCUACAGAAGACGCCUUCCUCCAAUGACUUUUAUGUGUAAUGUAAUGGAACUGAGAGUCAUGAUCAAGGGCUAAGGCUGACCCAGAGUCCACAUUAGGGUACUAGGGGGUAACUAAAGUAGUAAUAUGUUGGAUGAGUAUGUUGGGGGCAACUCGCCCCCCCCAGUUGACUAUCCCAGUUAGCGCUAGUUUAUGCUAACUUGUUAGCUAGCAACUUCACUAGCAGUAAAUGCUAGCCAGCUAGCUAGUUAGCAUAAGCUGCUAGGAGUGCUAGUUAGCAACCUUACUACCAGAUUGUCUGAGGUAAAAUACAUAAAAAAGAUAAGAUAGCUAGCUAUGUUUUUAAGAGAGAGCUUUCAAUUGGCAUCUCUCCCCUUUUUUGUUGUCACAGGUGGAGAGUGGAUUAGGUGUGAGCAGUGCAGGAGGUGGGCUCAUGAGUUGUGCUCUAAUCUGUCUCCGGCAGCCUCUGGAACAGCCAUUCUGCGGCCAACAAGGCAGAGUUCAUUUCAGCCUAUGCUACCCUCCAGUCUCUCGACUUCUUGGCACUGACGGAAACAUGGAUUACCACAGAAAACACUGCUACUCCUACUGCUCUUUCCUCGUCUGAUCAUGUGUACUUUCCUGAGGAUGGCUCACCCCUACAACUUAUACAGAACGCUGCAGCCUGUCUGGUGUUCAACCUUCCCAAGUUCUCUCAUGUCACCCCGCUCCUCCGCACACUCCACUGGCUUCCAGUUGAAGCUCCCAUCUACUACAAAGCCAUGGUGCUUGUCUACGGAGCUGUGAGGGGAACGGCACCUCCUUACCUUCAGGCUCUGAUCAGACCCUACACCCAAACGAGGGCACUACGUUCAUCCACCUCUGGCCUGCUAGCCCCCUACCUCUACGGAAGCACAGUUCCCGCUCAGCUCAGUCAAAGCUAUUCGCUGCUCUGGCACCCCAAUGGUGGAACAAGCUCCCCCACGACGCCAGGACAGCGGAGUCACUGACCACCUUCCGGAGACACUUGAAACCCUACCUCUUUAAGGAAUACCUGGAAUAGUCUAACAGUAAUCCUUCUACACCCCCCUCCCCCAGUGGUGGUUGUCCCACUGGCUAUGCUAAGUUGAAUGCACCAAUUUGUAAGUCGCUCUGGAUAAGAGCGUCUGCUAAAUUACUUAAAUCUAAAUGUAAAUGGAUAGCUUUAUUUGUGACCUAUGUACAAAAUUAGAAUUGUGCAAUGGCAGAGCAUAAGAGAGUUGCCACAUCAAUGUUACACUGAGUUAAUUAGUUAAGUUAUUGUUAUUAAAUGUUAUAUUCCAAUGUUCUUUAAUGUUAUUAGUUCAAAUCAAAUACGAUUUUAUUUGUCCCAUGCGCCGAAUACAACCUGUGAAAUGCUUACUUACAAGCCCUUAACCAACAAUUAAGUUUUAAGAAAAUAGAGUUAAGAAAAUAUUUACUAAAUCAACUAAAGUUAAGUUUUUCUUUUUUUUAAAGUUACAAUAAAAUAACAAUAAUGAGGCUACAUACAGGGGGUACCGGUACCGAGUCAAUGUGCGGGGGUACAGGUUAGUCGAGGUAAUUUGUACAUUUAGGUAGGGGUAAAGUGACUAUGCAUAGAUAAUAAACGGUGAAUAGCAGCAGUGUAAAAACUGGGGCGUGUCAAUCCAAAUAGUCUGGGUGGCCAUUUGAUUAAUUGUUCAGCAGUCUUAUGGCUUGGGGGUAGAAGCUGUUAAGGAGCCUUUUGGACCUAGACUUGGUGCUCCGGUACCGCUUGCCGUGCUGUAGCAGAGAGAACAGUCUAUGACUUGGGUGACUGGAGUGUUUGAAUUUUUUUGGGCCUUCCUCUGACACCGUCUAGUAUAUAGGUCCUGGAUGGCAGGAAGUUUGGCCCCAGUGAUGUACUGGGCCGUACGCACUACCCUCUGUAGCGCCUUACGGUCGGAUGCUGAGCAGUUGCCAUACCAGGCGGUGAUGCAACCGGUCAGGAUGCUCUUGAUGGUGCAGCUGUAUAACUUUUUCAGGAUCUGAGGACCCAUGCCAAAUCUUUUCAGUCUCCUGAGGGGGAAAAUGUGUUGUCGUGCCCUCUUCACAACUUUCUUGGUGUGUUUGGACCAAGAUAGUUUGUUGGUGAUGUGGACAAAAGGAACUUGAAACUCUCAACCCGCUCCACUACAGCCCCGUCGAUGUGAAUGGGGGUGUGUUCGGCCCUCCUUUUCCUGUAGUCCACGAUCAUCUCAUUUGUCUUGCUCAUGUUGAGGGAGAGGUUGUUGUCCUGGCACCACACUGCCAGGUAUCUGACCUCCUCCCUAUAGGCUGUCUCAUCGUUGUCGGUGAUCAGGCCUACCACUGUUGUGUCGUCAGCAAACUUAAUGAUGGUGUUAGAGUCGUGCUUGGCCAUGCAGUCGUGGGUGAACAGGGAGUACAGGAGGGGACUAAGCACGAACCCCUGAGGGACCCCAGUGUUGAGGAUCAGCGUGGCAGAUGUGUUGUUGCCUACCGUUACCACCUGGGGGCGGCCCGUCAAGAAGACCAGGAUCCAGGUGCAGAGGGAGGUGUUUAGUCCCAGGGUCCUUAGCUUAGUGAUGAGCUUUGAGGGCACUAUGUUGUUGAACGCUGAGCUGUAGUCAAUGAACAGCAUUCUCACAUAGGUGUUCCUUUUGUCCAGGUCGGAAAGGGCAGUGUGGAGUGCAUUUGAGAUUGCGUCAUCUGUGGAUCUGUUGGGGCUGUAUGCAAAUUGCAGUGGGUCUAGGGUUUCCGGGAUGAUGGUGUUGAUGUUUAUUAUUAUUAUUAUUAUUAUUAUUGAUGUGAGCCAUGACCAACCUUUCAAAGCACUUCAUGGCUACCUACGUUAGUGCUACAGGGCGGUAGUCAUUUAGGCAGGUUACCUUCGCUUUCUUGGGCACAGGGACUAUGGUGGUCUGCUUGAAACAUGAUGUAGGUAUUACAGACUCGGUCAGGGAGAGGUUGAAAAUGUCAGUGAAUGCACUUGCCAGUUGGUCCACGCAUGCUCUGAGUACACAUCCUGGUAAUUCGUCUGGCCCCGCGACCUUGUGAAUGUUGACCUGUUUAAAGGUCUUGCUCACAGUCGCCCAAAACAGCUGGUGCUUUCAUGCAUGCUUCAGUGUUGCUUGCCUCGAAGCAAGCAUAAAAGGCAUUUAGCCCGUCUGGUAGGCUCGCGUCACUGGGCAGCUUGCGGCUGGUUUUCCCUUUGUAGUCUGUAAUAGUUUGCAAAACCUGCCACAUCCGACGAGCGUCAGAGCCGGUGUAGUAGGAUUCAAUCUUAGUCCUGUAUUGACGCUUUGCCUGUUUGAUGGUUUGUCUGAGGGCAUAGCGGGAUCCGGAUUAGUGUCCCGCUCCUUGAAAGCGGCAGCUCUAGCCUUUAGCUUGGUGUGGAUGUUGCCUGUAAUCGAUGGCUUCUGGAUGGGAAAUGUACGUACGGUCACUGUGGAGACAACGUUGUCGAUGCACUUAUUGAUGAAGUCGGUGACUGAGGUGGUAUACUCCUCAAUGCCACUGGAUGAAUCCCGGAACAUAUUCCAGUCUGUGCUAGCAAAACAGUCCUGUAGCGUAGCAUCCGCAUCAUCUGACCACUUCCGUAUUGAGCAAGUCACUGGUACUUCCUGCUUUAGUUUUUGCUUGUAAGCAGGAAUCAGGAGGAUAUAAUUAUGGUCAGAUUUGCCAAAUGGAGGGCGAGGGAGAGCUUUGUACACGUGUCUGUGUGUGGAGUAAAGGUGGUCUAGAGUUUUUUUCCCUGCAGAUGUGACAUGCUGGUAGAAAUUAGGUAAAACGGAUUUAAGUUUGCCUGCAUUAAAGUCCCCGGCCACUAGGAGCACCACUUCUGGAUGAGCAUUUUCUUGUUUGCUUAUGGCCUUAUACAACUCGUUGAGUGCGGUCUUAGUGCCAGCGUCGGUUUGUGGUGGUAAAUAGACGGCCACAAAAAAAUAUAGAUGAAAACUCUCUUGGUAGAUAGUGUGGUCUACAGCUUAUCGUGAGGUACUCUACCUCAGGCGAGCAAUACCUUGAGACUACCUUAAUAUUAGACAUCACGUACCAGCUGUUAUUGUCAAAUAGACACACACCCCCACCCCUCGUCUUACGGGAUGUAGCUGUUCUGUCCUGCCGAUGCACGGAAAACCCAGCCAACUGUAUAUUAUCCGUGUCGUCGUUCAGCCACGACUCGUGAAACACAAGAUAUUACAGUUUUGAAUGUCCCGUUGGUAGGAUAGUCUCCAAAGGAGCUCAUCCAGUUUAUUCUCCAUUGAUUGCACGUUGGCCAAUAGAACGGAUGGUAGAGGCGGGUUACCCACUCGCAGACAAAUUCUCACAAGGCACCCUGAUCUCCGCCCCCUGUAUCUCCUUCUUUUCUUCAUGCGAAUGACGGGGAUUUGGCCCUUGUCCGGGAGCAACAUUAUAUCCUUCACGUCAGACUCAUUAAAUAAAAAAUAUUUGUCUUUGGUGAGUAAUCGCUGUUCUGAUAUCCAGAAGCUCUUUUCAGUCAUAAGAGACGGUAGCGUCAACAUUACGUACAAAAUAAGUUCCAAACAAUGCGAAAAAAACACACAAAAUAGCACAAUUGGUUAGGAGCCAUUAUAUUCCAUUCCAAUAUUAUGUUCCAAUUAAUAUAUUUCUUAAUGAAUUAAAAACAACUAUUAAAACCUUUUGCUCCUGUAUGUCAUUUUAAAGUGCUGGGAUUUAAAAUCUUACAUUAUUCAAAUAAUAUUUACUGCAAUUGUACAUAAUGGAUUGUAUGGGAAAGGAACAACAAAGAACAAAGAAAAUGUAUGUGCAGGUGAGUUAAAAAUAGGGACUCUCCUCAUAGUGAGGAUAUUAAGGGUGACAUGUGAACCCCCCCCCCCCAUAUUUUAUUUAAAUAAUUAAAAUAAGACAACUACACUUAGCUUUUAAGUAUUACUUACUAAAUCAUUUCCUAAUAAACUGAUUAAAUGAACUUUAACACACUUGUGUAAAACCCUAUGCCUUAAACUUCUAAUUGCCCCUAUUCUAAAAACAACAUUUCAUUCAAUAACUACAAAAGUGUAAACUGUAGCCAUUCAUUUCCCUUUAUAGUUUAUUCGCCUAAGCAUGACCUUCAUCCACAUAACAUUUUUUUCUCCAGAAGUUGCGUUUUUGUGUCAGCAAUUAGUUACCCCCUAGUACCCUACUACUGAAAAAUAAAGUCAAUGCUUCCUGCUUCCCUCCCUUGUUCGCAUACACUGGCAAGAGAUAUGUAUUUUAUAGUGGAUUAGAAUGUAUAUGAUCUGAAAACAGUCUCAAAUGGGACUCUCACCUAUUUGUUAAAACAAAGCAAACACCCAUGGAAACGAGUAUCCGCUCGAUUUCCCUUGUUCGCGUGGCGCGCAGUGUUGGCAAGUUUCUCCGAAAAAUCAAACUUCUGUGAAAUCCUACUUCAGGGAAGGCUACCCGGUGCUGUAGCUGGAAUCAACUGCAUGAUCUAUAUAUCUAUAGGCAACGUGCUGCAAUUCAGCCAAUAACAUAGCGAGUUACAAAUUCGGUGAUAUGACAGAAAACAGCGUCGAGUCGAAUUAUAUUUCAAUUCCUUCUCUAACAUAUCUAUUAGCUACUAUUGCGCCUAAAGGUGUGUGUGUGUGUGAGGCAGUCUCUCUCUCUCUCUUGCCAAUCACCACUCCUAUCUUGUUUCUCUGCGUGGAUUACAGAUAAUCAUCACAGUUCACUAUGAGGAGGAUGUCGAAGGAGCUGCAACCAGCCGAGCAAGGGUGAGUAGGCCUAGGUUUGAAUAUGAUACUUUUAACCAAAUUAUUAUGGUGCGCUAUUCUAAAGAGUUCCAAAUCCAUAAUUUACAGAAUACGCUUUAAGGAAUGAUAGGCUAGCCAACUUCGUUGCGCAGUAUGUCUACAAAGUAAACAUGUUGUAAACGAUAUUUUAAAAUGCCUAAUUACUUGAUGAAGUACUAUAAUUAAAACACCUAUUGCGCCUCUUCCAUUAAACCCUUUAGUUCACUGAAAUAUUUUAGAUGAUGUAUGUUUUUUUGUUUUUUAUUAAAUGAUAUGCCUUGACAAAGGAAAAUAUUCAUUCCUGUGAACUUGGUGCCGCUACAUCACAUGGACCUUUGACUGUAGUUACAGUAUUUAUUACAGAAUGACAAUUCAGUGAAGAUAAGAUUAUUUGACCUUGGAUAUCACUAUGAAGACAGACACACAACCACCAGUCAUCCUAGUAGCCAGCCACAUAACUUUGUGACAUUCAGAAUGUUUUUCAAACCUGUAACUAAACUUAAGAGAGAUAUCAUGGAAGUUGUUUUUAUUACACUGAAAUUAUUACCCAAUAGAUUAGUAUCUUACUAUUUAGCCAGAGGGAGACCUUGGUGCACAUUGGUUUGAAUGUCGUUUUUUCUUUGUUUAAUUUAAAUAAAACAUGUACUAUUUAAAUAACUAGACUACUGUAGACAGCGGACAUUAUUGUAGAAGUUUUCUAUAAUGCUGUCUUGUUUUGGAAGUCUGACUCAGUGAUAGCUGGUCAGAGCUAGUUAGAGGUCAAAGUUCACUUAUUGAGUUUUCUUGGAGAAUAUCAGCGUGAUCAUUACGUGUGUGUGUGUGUGCAGGUCUGGGUGGAUCUCCAGUUGGCUUCCAUCCUGGUGUCCCACCUCCCUCUCUCAGCUGAAGGAUGCAGAAGAUAAAAUGCUAAAGUGUAAGAGUGUGUGUGUGUAUCCCCUCCUAACUAUCAUACUUGCACAUCUCAUCUUCUCUCUUAUCACACUCUCCCUCCCUCCCUGUUCCCUCUCUUUCUCCUCCAUCCCUCUCUCUUCUCUCAGCUGUGAAGACCCCAUUCUCCAGGCAGCAUGUCCGGAUAUCCAAAGGCAACUAUCUCUGGACCUUAGCCUUCACCUCUCACAUCAAGCCCCAUCCCUCUCUCCCACCCCAGCCUCUGCCCAAGCCCCAUCCCUCUCUCCCACCCCAGCCUCAGCCUCAGCCCAAGCCCCAUCCCUCUCUAUCACCCCAGCCCCAUCCCUCUUCUCCCCAGCCCUCUCUCCAGCCCCAGCUCCAUCCUCCCCUGGUGCUGCUCCAUGGGUUUGGGGGUGGUGUGGGUCUGUGGGCCCAGAACCUGGACUCUCUGUGUGGCAGUGGAGCCGUGUAUGCCCUGGAUCUGCUGGGUUUCGGACAGAGCAGCCGGCCCCUAUUCAGCGUGGACCCCCAGGGGGCAGAGGAGCAGUUCCUAGGGGCCUUGGAUGAGUGGAGAGACAGGAUGGGCCUGGAGGAGAUAGUCCUAAUGGGACACAACCUGGGAGGAUAUCUGGCUGCUGCUUAUACACUCAUACACCCACACAGGUGAGAGAGAGGAGAGCGAGGAGAGGUAGUGUGUGUGUGUGUUCAUACACAUGUUCACACUGUGUGUGUUUACAGGGUAAAGCAGUUGAUCCUGGUGGAGCCCUGGGGGUUCCCGGCCCGUCCAGAGAGCCUAGAUCAGGAGAAGUCAAUCCCAGUGUGGAUCAGAGCCAUGGGGGCUGUCAUGAGUCCCUUCAACCCCCUGGCUGGACUUAGACUGGCCGGACCACUGGGUACGAUAUACACACACACACACACACACACACACACACCGCAAGCACGUAUACUACACACACAUCGCAUACACUACAUGCAUGCGCACAAACACCCACACAAACCCAAGUUGAAAGAAUUACCAGAUGUUGCAAAACCAAAGGUGUUAAUAUAAUAUAUUCCUCCCCACAUUCCUCCCCCCAUCCUCUCUCCCAAUCCAUUCCUUCCUCCUUCUCCUCUUCUUCUCUCUCUCAGGUCCUAUGUUGAUCCAGACCAUCAGGUCAGAUUUUAAACAGAAGUACUCUUCAGUGUUCGAUGACAACACUGUAUCAGACUACAUCUACCAUCUUAACGCACAGACACCCAGGUAGGUACACACACACAUACACACACACACAAAUGUACGCGCACACACACACACUAACACCCAUUCUCUGUCCAUAAGUUGAAGACGCGUUUAGGAACAUGACAGUACCAUAUGGGUGGGCUAAGAGACCGAUGUUAGAUCGUAUUGGUCAGAUCCGACCAGACAUUCCCAUAUCCAUCAUCUACGGUCCCGAUCCCAGUUAUCGCCAAGCGACUCGGGAUACACUGUCCGGAAAAUCAGACCAGAUGUGGACAUCAUCGUGAGUUAAUGAUUCAUGUACCAAGUUUUCUGAAUGCGUUAUGAAAUAGACUGGUCAUUCACACACAGCAAUGUACGGUUGUUGUUUUUGAAUGUGAAGUGUUUCUCUUUUUCUGUCUUUCUAUCCCUCACUUCAAUCUCUCUCCUCUCUCUCUCUCUCUCUCUCUUCGCUCUCUCUCUCUCUCCUCUCUCUCUCUCUCCUCUCUCCUCUCUCUCUCCUCUCUCUCUCGUCUCUCUCUCUCUCUGUGUCUCUCUCUCUCUCUCUUUCUCUCUAGGUGAUAAGGGGAGGAGGUCACUAUGUGUUUGCUGACCAGCCAGACGACUUCAAUCAGAACGUUCUUCACAUCCUAGCCAGGAUGGAGGGAGAGAAGGAGAAGAGGAGUGGUGUGGAUGAGAAGGAAGGGAAAUGAGGAGAAGAUUGAGGGUUGAGUAAAGAGUGGCAGAUGAGAUGGGGAGAAGAGACAGUAAAGGAGGGGGGAGAAGGAGAGAGACGUGGAGGAGUUGUGACAAGAAUCACUUAUUGGCUCUGAGGAGAAGGAGGACCAUUGUUACGUUCAGACUUUGAACACACACUUUCCUCACUGAGGACAUACUAGGGCUAGGCUGAUAUGGGAUGGUUAGAUAAUCAUAUUGGUCUAGGUUGAUAUGGGAUGGCUAGAUAAUGAUCUAUGCUGACAUAAUCUGCCACUGGCCCAUGUUGACUCCAAUGCUUCCCACAGUUGUGUCAAGUUGGCUGGAUGUCCUUUGGGUGGUGGACCAUUCUUGAUACACACAGGAAACUGUUGAGCAUGAAAAACCCAGCAGCGUUGCAGUUCUUGACACAAACUGGUGCACCUGGCACCUACUACCAUACCCCGUUGAAAGGCACUUAAAUAUUUGUUCUUGCCCAUUCACCCUCUGAAUGGCACACAUACACAAUCCAUGUCUCAAUUGUCUCAAGGCUGAAAAAUCCUUCUUUAACCUGUCUCCUCUCCUUCAUCUACACUGAUUGAAGUGGAUUUAACAAGUGACAUCAAUAAGGGAUCAUAGCUUUCACCUGGAUUCACCUGGUCAGUCUAUGUUGUGGAAAGAGCAUGUGUUCAUAAUGUUAUGUACACUCAGUGUGUAGGCUGAUAUAUGAUACAUAUUACCUGUACUACAUCCACCUCUCAUCAGUAUGCCCCUGUACAGCCAGUGAAGGCACUGUUGUGUAUAUCAUCUUUGUAAAGAAAUGUCAAAUAUUGUUUAUUUUCUUAAAUAUAGAAUAAUGAACAUGAGUGUUCAAAGCUGCUACCAGUAUGCUAA
Molecule: messenger RNA, 22191 nt
Organism: Coregonus sp. 'balchen'
Lineage: Eukaryota; Metazoa; Chordata; Actinopteri; Salmoniformes; Salmonidae
Source: the annotation of a GenBank genome assembly